Messenger RNA from Anastrepha obliqua, 2227 nucleotides. RefSeq names its product solute carrier family 22 member 3. The coding region runs from base 33 to 2150 and encodes 705 amino acids. The record is from RefSeq and is a predicted model, not a curated record. The transcript is spliced from 6 exons. NCBI's taxonomy places the organism in Eukaryota, Metazoa, Arthropoda, Insecta, Diptera, Tephritidae. Gene Ontology annotation, biological process: transmembrane transport. Gene Ontology annotation, molecular function: transmembrane transporter activity.
UAGCGGAAAUACACCUAAUAACCUCGAGUGCGAUGAAACAGAAAGCGAGUGAAAUUGAAAAUGAAGCAGUUAAAGCGAACAUCGCCAAAACAGUGAUUUUCACAAUCAACGACACAACUAUUACCAGCCCUGUUGCGAAUCGUAAUUCAACUAAAACAACAAAAUCACACUGCACUUGCUCUACAACUCCUACAGUAAGCUUUGAUGAGUCCACAAGCAAGCCUGCAGCCGCAACGGCAAGCGCUCCCUCUGACAUUGUCCAUCAAGUGUGCGGUAACUUUGGCCACUGGCAACUGCGCACAAUUUUACUGAUCUUCCUAUGUAAAAUUCCCUCCGCCUGGUUUAUGGCCUGUAUUAUUUACACGGCGCCCACACCCAAAAAGGGUGACUACUUCUGUCGUCCACCAGCACUUAUGAACGCCAGCGCUGGCCCAGCUACAGAGUCUACACCCGCCUGGGUGCGCAUGUCCUCGCCGGCGACAGAUGAGCAAGGCACCGAUCGUCACUUCUAUGUGGAUGCCUGUAAUAUUUACGAGGAGCAAUUACAGCGCGACUUUGCUGCCAAUCAUGCCAACUACUCCAAUCCUUUUGAGGAGCCCAAUGUCGUGCAGUUGGCGAAUGGUUCGCUGAGUUUGAAAGUGAAUGUGCUGCCUUGUGAUCAUUUUGAGCACAACUCGGAUUACAAUUCGCUCGUGUCGCAGUUCGAUUUGGUUUGUUCGCGUCAGUUGCUGAUAUCAGUGACACAGUCCUUUCAUGGCUUGGGCGCAUUCUUCGGAGGUCUGAUCGUGCCACACGCGCUCAAAUACGUGAGCCCCCAUCGCUUGAUGUUCGUCGGCAUGUGUCUUCAAAUAUUCUGCGGCUGCAUUACUGGGCUAGUCACAAAUUUUCAACUACACGUCUACUUCCGUUGCUUAACUUCGAUUGCUUGUACUGUGUUGAUGUCUGCUGGUCAAGUUAUAUUAAUGGAUAUUACCGCAGGACGAGCAAAAACUAUAGUGACUACGCUUUCUGAGCUAUUUUGGGGCAUUGGACUUAUACUUUUACCCGGAAUUUCGAUAUUUUUCGAUAGCUGGAGUUACUUAUAUUUGGCUAUUUCAUCGUCUGUGAUUAUUUUAAUAUUCAUGCACAAAUGGAUCGCUGAUUCGCCGCGUUGGUUACUGCGCCACAACAAAUUAGAUCGCGCCUUAGAACAACUGCUGAACUCUGCUGCCUUCAAUAACCGACCGAUACCAUUAGACCUGGAUCAAAAAUUGACGUCCUAUGCGAAGCAACUACAACAAAUGGACACUGAGACACCACGCUACUGGUCGAUUUGGGAUAAAAGCACCGAACGCAAAUAUAUCUACUGCAUUCACUGUGUUUGGGCGGGUGUCUUAGUUCUGCACAAUGUAAUGCUACUGAUGAUAAGAUCCCUAGGCAGAGAGUUCAUACACGUCAAUACUGUAUGCGUGGGCUUCUCCGAAAUUCUGGGCAUCUUUCUGGGUCUCUACUUUAUACUCUACACCAGACAUCACUGGCUUUGGUGUGGUCAGUUGAUGAUCGUGGCAGGCACUGUUACUUAUUUGAUCUGGUUCGUGCCGAGCUCAUUGAAAUCUAGUCGCCGCGUGGGUCUCGAAAUGAUUUUCUGGAUGUUUCUGAAGUUCGCGAAUGCCGUUACGUUUGCCGUGCUUGCGACGUGUACCGGUGAAAUCGUGUCCGCCGAAAAGCGUCCUCUGUUGAUGUUCUCCGUGCUGACGCAUAGCCGCUGUUGGGUCAUUCUUGGCCCCUUUAUAGCUGUCACUAUUCAGAUACAUAAUUUAAUUCCAAUCACUGCCUUAACGUCUUUGGCGCUGGUCACCGGCAUCUUGCUUUGCUUUCUGGAUCGCUCUUUUUGGACUACGGAACAGCCACGUAUAACAAAGGUGCCCACACCGAACACUUAUAGGCGCAACUCUUCCUUGGAGCUGCUGCGUCGUGUGUCUGCCAGUUCGAUUGGAAGUGCCAGUUAUACAAAUUCAGGCUUCUAUGAAAAUGAUCUGACGAUUAGUGUUUCCGAUUUAUGGCUGGUGAAUAAUCAAUUCGAGACAAUAAUGGAGCAGGACAUUGUGACAUUAGAAAAUGAGAAAGUCGCAGAAAAGAAGCCCAAAAUGGAAAUAAAUCGCAAAAGCUGAGGAAGUAGUAAGAAAUAAAUAGAUUUGUAUAUAUUUAGUAGUGCAUUGAGUGUUAAAGAUUUGCUCACAAUUAUUUU